AUGGAUUUAGCUUGUUUGAAAGGAUUUGUUGAUGCGAAAUCUUUUUGCAAUUGUAAGUAGCAUGAAGUUAGAAUAAGAUAUAUUUGUUUGGAGCCUAACUGCGAGCAAAGGCUUUCGACUAUUUGUUCUAUUUGCUUAAAAUAUGAGCAUAAAGGUCAUUAAAAUAUAGAAAUUACACAAUUUUAUCAUAUUUUGAUAAACGAAAUGGCUGGUGAAUCAUAGGAUUUAAGCUAAAGCAAAGAUAAGCUCUUAGAAAAAGAUAAAAUUAUAUGCUAAAAAAUGAAAGAAAUGGAUGAUUUAUUAUUUGAGAUAGAAAUACUCUUUAAAACAGUAAAAUAGCUUUACAAAGAUACAAAAUCUGCUAUUGAUAAUAUGAAAGAACUUAUAAAAGAAAGCCCUACUCCAUCUCAGCAAGUAUAUCAAUAAAUAGAGUAAUCUUUGAUAGGAAAGCAUUGGAAAGAAAGCACAUAAAAAGGAAUAAAUUUUAGAAUAAAAAACAUUUUUGAUAACAUUCAAGAAUACGACGGAGAAUUUCAGAUAGACUCUAACUCUCCAAAAUUAUAACAUAUAGCAAACUAAAUUACAUAUUUUUUAUAGUUUUAUGACUAAAAGCUUAAAGCUUGUCAUUUGCAGCUUGAACAAUGUUUUGAAUUAGCCAAUAUAAAAUUUAAAAAUACUUCGUGUUUCGAAGACUAACUAGCUUUUGCAAAUAUAUAUACUGAAUAAAACCUAAUCACCCUACCAUAAAACUCAACUAAAAUCUGGGUGCACUAUAUUGAGAAGCAGACAGAAGAAUACUUAAAAAAUUUAACUUGCCCUUAAAUAAUUUACUUUGAUAUUCCUGGUAAAAUAGGGUAAAAUAAACACAGCUUAAACUGCAUUCAAAAUGUAACUUAAAAACAUGGCUAAAAUUUACAGUCUCUUUUAUUGAAUUUCAAUAGCUGGCAAAACAUUACAAUUAAUAGCUUUCAAUAGAUUGAUAAUAUUUUAACUCCAUGCUAAAACUUAAAAGUGUUACAGCUAAAUCUCUUUAAAUGGAAUAUUAAUAACAUAGAGGAAGUUGCUGAAAAUUAGGAUAGAUUUGAAAUUAUUUUGAAUUCAAUUGUCAAACUUAGAUAGCUGGAAGCCCUGACUCUAUUUUUAGGAAAGUGGAAUAAUAUAAAAAACUAAAAUAUAAUUUAACUAUCUGACUCAAUAACAUAAUUUUAAAAUCUUGAAUCAAUUGAUCUUUAGUUUCCUGAAUGCAAUGAACACAGUGUGAAUGACGAAGCUUUGAAGCUCUUUGCAUCUAAAUUGAAGCUAUAACCAAACCUUAAAAAUAUAAAUCUUAACUUAAAUUGCUGGUAUAGAGAAGGAAGUUAGUUAACAGAACAAAGUUUAAAUUAUUUCUUAUCCAUAUUAAUGGUCAGAUCGUUCAAUUAAUUUUAAUUAAGUGUUAGAGGUUCUACCGGAGUUGGAUAGCCUUACUUACAAAGAUUGUCUUAUGAAAUCAAGAAAAUAAAAUUUGCAUCUCUCGUUUUCUGA
This is a messenger RNA of Tetrahymena thermophila SB210, 1524 nucleotides long. RefSeq lists its product as hypothetical. The transcript has 9 exons. The record is from RefSeq and is a predicted model, not a curated record. NCBI's taxonomy places the organism in Eukaryota, Ciliophora, Oligohymenophorea, Hymenostomatida, Tetrahymenidae.